AAAGGGAUUGCAUAUCUAUCUUCCUCUUUAAAAAGUUAAUAUUCUUCAGAAUAUGAUAAUAUAACAACAGUUAUCAUAACUAAUGUAAGUAAAAAAUAGAGACCUUUUAUUUCCUUGAAUCAUUUAAAAUCAUACCCAUAUUAUUGCCCUAUAAUAUUUCAUUUACUUUAAUACAAUUAUGAAAUUUUGUAAAGGGCUUGGUAAAGCAGUAUUUUCCAAACUCCGGGUCAUGACCCAUUGGUGAGCCUGGAAAUUAAUAUAAAUUGUAUACAAAUGAGGUAAUAGAAUGGAAUAGAAAUACCAGAAUGCAUCACACUUGGUAAAGGUAGAUUUUGUUUUGUGAAAUUUUGUUUUAGUUUUAUAUACAUUUACACACAUAUACAUGCAUAUACACAUAUAUAGUCACAAAUAUUUAUAUGUGUAUACAAAUAACAUAUAAACAUAUACGUGUGAGUGUACUAACUCACGGUGGAAUGCAGACAAAAAAUUUAAGAAAUCCUAAAAUGAAGAGUUUCAAAAUAGAGGUAAAAUAUAAAUAACCAUAUUACACAAUAAAUAUGAUUUUAAACACUAAAUAACAUUUGUUAAAACAAUGCCUUCAGCUUUAACAAAUUUACAAAUUUGUUUAAUAAACAAAAGAGGCAUGGAGGCAAAAUGUACUCCCAUAUGUGUAUACGUACAUGCAUACAGACAUCUACCCAUAAAUAGAAUUUUUAAAACCUUCAAAUAUAUUUAAAACCUUUAAAAUGUAAUUCACAAUAGAACUUCUGAUUCCAUGAAUAGCAUUUGUUAAUAAUAUAAAGUAAAAGACGCAAUUAUGCUGAUAUUUUCACAGUGUUCAUUCAUUCAUCUACUCUAAGCUAAAGACCAAUAUGAAAAAAAAAUUGCAGGGAGUUGCUUCUUUAUUUUAAAGUUUAUAACCUAUUUAUAUAGUACCUACCCUCUCAUUACCCUGGGAUGAGAGUAGAUGGUCUGUGUGAUGCACAGAAUCCAGAAGGAAAUUCUGAAACUGCAUCUAAUGGUUGCAAAGAGACAGUCCUAUCCUUCAUUUUAAUGAUUUCUUCCUCCGUCUCUCUCUGAUCUGAACCAGUCUUGCCUAACAUUAUAAUACUGCUUUUCCCAUUCUUCAUUAGGAACCAUAAAGGCUUCUUGCAAACUCUCAAGGCUAAACACAUUCCAGACAUUCCUUUACACAACGUUCCUGAAAAGGUUGGUUUCUUAGGAUCCUGCAGCAACACUGCCUGCAUGGUUCAGAGACCAGACCACUGCACAAGCCUUUCACUGGCAGACAGCCAAUGGUGCUGCCUCUCCUCUCCUCUGAAAGACUUGCUUUACUCACCCAGAGUCCAUCAAACUCGCUUUUCAAGGGGUAGAUGAGGACAGCAGGAUCCUCAGUAAAGAAGAAUCACCUAGUGAGGCAGAGUUUCCAGCAGCACAGUGAAGCUACACAUAGGUUGUAUAUCUUGGUAUGAUGUGUAUUUGCUUUGGAAAGAGGCAUUUAAACAAAGUUCUCCUUAGCAAAAUCUUGCCUCCACCACCACCAAUCCAGGAGUCUCAAAAUUACUUUUAAUGAAUUCAAGAAAUAGAAAUUCUACCCUGGAACACUUAUUAGCUGCCUUUCUUAUAUAAAUAAUUACAGGACACACCAUUUUCUUCCUUUUUCGUAUUAACAUUUCCGAUUCUGCCUCUCUUUUCUCCGUCCCUCCUUCUCUUCUCACUUUGUGUCACAUACACUUCAUCUGAAAUUCUCUAAUUCUCUUUUUAGACCAGGGAAAAUAGAUAUCAAACAUUCCAGGGCCAGAGGUUUUCAAGAAAGACAAGACAAAAACCACAGAACUUCUUUCACAUAUGACUGAAUCCCUUCACACUCUUUCUGGCCUAUGGGAUACUCGUUGCUAACCGAGAGGUUUAAUUUGCCUAGAAUUCUCUUUACCCCCUUCUUCCCAACUCAGCCCCUCCUCUUGGUAUCCACAUUCCUUGAUAAAUACAGCCAAAUCCAGCGUCUUUCUCAGAAUCACAAAACCCUAGUGCAAGGUCUCACAAUUCUCACUCCAUGAAAUAUGAGUUCCUGGUCAAGUGUUAAAGGCUGUGAUCACACACCUAGAUCUGGGUGCUCUGACCAGUGGAGUUUGUCAUAGGGCCCUAUUCUUUCUCAGUGAUCCAUGAGACACUGAACAAAUUAGAGGUGCUCUAUAUUCAGCAUGUGACUGACUGCCAAUGAAAUGAAACUCAGAGCUCAGGGGUACAUCACAGAAUGAGGAGAUGAUUCGGAAGCUAAGGGAUCAUUUGUCACUGCAAACAUAUAGUAUUAGAGAGAGAAGAAAGCUAUUAGCUUCAGGAAUAAGCCUUUUUCUCUCCUCAUCUCUCUUUCCAUGUGCUGGGGCUCACUGAAAGUGUUGCUGAAAUGAGAGAAAGAUGGGCAGCACUUUUUCCUAUAGCACAUACAGGACACUUAUAUUUCCAUGUCCUUUGUCACCAUAUCUGUUAGUAAUUUCUCUGGAUCCAUUUAACCAGACAGCCUUCUGACUUCAAAAUCUGUGGCAGAAUUUUCAAAUGGCCAUUCUGAAACAGAGGAGCUCACCUAGACAAAUCCUGUAAGACACAGUCACCUGAAAAUAACCCUAGUGAAUUAUUGGGAGUAGGAAAUGAAGCAGAGAUAGCAAGUUUCCACUGACUUUUUAAAGAAUCACUAUGAAGUGUUUACAAGGAUACUGCAGAUGACUAAAAUUAGUUUAUUCUGCACAGCAUUAUCCACUGCUGACUCAAGAUGGUGAUACAAGCAGUGUUAAGCUGUGAGCUCACCUGGAAGCUCAUUCUCUAAAAUUACUCUCUUGCAGGGAUAGACCCCUAGUUCACAUUGGUGAAUGGAAGAUGGGUUAUAAAUAGCAACUUGUUACGCCAUCACUCAGAAGCUAUGUGUCCUGCUAGUCUCCAGUUUUGUUUCUUGCAGAUGUAAGAGCCUCCUGAUCAGCCUAUUGUCUCUCAGUGUUCAAGGGUAUGCAGUGUGUGUGUGUGUGAAUAUCAUUCUUUCAGUUGUACAAUAUAAUAAUUAGAAAACUUAGAAGUUAAGUGAUGUGGUAAAGAUCAUACAGCAAUUCCCUGACACUUAAAACUGAGUUUUUGUUCCUAUAAUCUUCAAAGACUUAAAUGUACUGAACCUUUGCUGUUUCUCCUAUGAGCCAGAGGACAUGUCCUAUCAACUGAGUUAAGUGUCAACAGUCAGCUUGCUAGAAACAUGUUCAGAUAUGUGUAGGGAGAGAAGAAUAUGUAGAUACAUAUGCUGUACGAGUGGGUUCCUAUGAAAGAACGGUUUUCUUUAUAUUUAAGGGCAAGUUUAUUAGAAUUAAGCUGUAUCCACACUCUACUCCAAGUUAUUAUUUUGGUUGCUUCACUUAAAUAGUCAAUUCAAUAAAGAAAAAAAAGUCAGCAUCGCCAGCAUUUCUACAUCAGCCCAUAGCCUGUGAUGUUCUCUCUUGGUGGCCGAUUUUGCAUUUGUUUUCACACCUAAUACAGAUUUUCUAUAGCAUUCAUUUCAAGACACAAACAGAUAUUCUUUAAUGUGUGCCAGUCAGUCAUUUUGGUUCUAAAUAAUUCUGUUUCUCCAUAGGUGCCCAUUCUUUGCCGCUGACAACUUUCCUCCAUCUGCUUAAUCCAUUUUCUGGCUUAUUAAGUACUGGGAUGAUUUCUUCAGUGACAGAAGAAACUAUGCAUCACUGAUUUCCUAUUUUUGAAGCCCUGGCAUUUUUCUUGUUGGGACACUGCGUGCUUCAUUUCUAAUUAGGCUUUUCUUCUUACUCAUAUUUGGCUUUGCUUUAUCAAUACAUUACGCAACCAGUAACUGGAAACAGGAUCCCAGAGAGUGCCGCAAGCAAGCUUCCCAGUGACCUAGGGGAAAGAAGGAGUAUUAAGGGGUGAGAUGGAAUUGGAGUUGCAGGCAAGAUGAUUAUCAGGCUUGAUGAUGUAAUGGGAAGUUGUUCAUUUUAAAGCAACAGCUGGAUUCUUUCUCAGGUUGAUAGUAGUUCUGUUUUGUAGCCAGAUGAGUCUUCAGCAGAAACAAUCCCAUUUUAUCAGAUACAGUAUUUCCUUUAAGAUAGGCUUUAUACCAAACAUCUUUAGAGAAAGCCAUUGGGCCUAUUCUGUUGUACAACCAGGGUUAAGCAAAAUGCUCCAGAAGUAGUGUUUCUUUAAGGUCCUAUUCAAAUGCCUCCACUUCCAUGAAGUUUUUCCAGAUCACCCCAGCUGAGAGCCAUCUCUGCAUCCUCUCAACUCCCACAGCACCCUGGGAUAGUCCAAGUAAGGCACUUAGCAUGGAGCCUGUGUAAAGAAGUGUUCAUUGUUAUUGUCCCUACCUCUUUGUAGUACGUAUCAUCUUCCUCCUUGUGUCUCCAUUGUAUACACACCACUUAUCUCCCCCAUUAACCUGUAAGCUACUGAAGGGUCUGAUGCAUCGUUUUUUUUUUUUUGUUUCCCAGCAGUGACUUGCUGGGAAAAAAAAAAGUACUUGGUAAAUGUGUGUCGAAUGAAUAAUAGAUGGUCGGCCUUCUCAGGUAUCUGUGCAUCCUCAUGCCUGACAUCAGUAGACACUCAAUAAGUGUGGGGAUAAUGAAUGUUCAAUGAAUAGACAUAGGCAAAAAAUUCGAUUGCUAACUCUUUUGAAAGGCUGCCAAAGUUCAGCCUUUGUGUUCAUAGAGUUAACUUUCCUAAUAUCCUUAAUGUUAAUGCCAAAGACAACCAACAAUAGCAGCUUUACUCCUGAACCCAGUUCCUGUAAAUGACAUGCUUGUUAUUUAAAUAACUAGGCAACUAGUUUCACUGACACUUCCCACAUAAGGAGUAAAGUUAUUAUGGCUGAUACUUUUUGGGCAUUUGCUUUAUGCCAGGCUCUGUUCUGUGCUCUUUCACGCACUCACUCACUUAAUUCUUGCUGCAAUCUAUUUUAAAGAUGAGGCUCUGAAGUACAAGAAGGUUAAAUUCCUUGCUCCAGGCCAGGCUCUUGCUGAAUACCACAUUGUAGCCAGAGCUGGGCUGGAGUUGCAGACAAGUUAUGGUUUGAUGGCACCAUCUCUCCAUGUUUCAUACAAAAUGCUAAAAUAAGCAAAUACCAGAAUUGGUCCAACCAAGAUGCUAAUGCAUAGAGACUUAAAUAUCUGUCUCAAAUAUACUUGAGCUCUCAACAGUUCUCUGUACUGUAUGUGCCCCAGAGAAGGCUGCAGAAGCUGUUACUUGGUUGUGAGCACAGAAAACAGUCACCUAGAGACUCAGACUCACUUCUGUUUGUAAAUAUCUGCUCUGCUGCAUCAGUAGGCGUCACCUUGCCUCAUCUACUUCCACUUUCCGUUUCAUACUCUGAUCUCUUCCAGGUAUUCCCUCAGCUUUGAAUUUUCCACUUUCCUACCCUCCUUCAACUGCGUGAGCCCUACAGGCCAUUCAAGAAGCAACUUAAAUGGCCUCUGACCAUCUCAGACAGGUGUUGGUAUCCCUGCAACUCCUCAUGCAUCCCACCCUCAACAGCUCUUAGUGUUUUAUUUUGUAAUUGUUGGUUUAAUUGUCUCUACUGCUAGACUACAGUCUCAUCAAGGAUAGGGACCCUCUCUUAUUCAUGGGUAUCCUGAGAGCCCAGCACAAUUCUGGGCACAUAGAAAGUGUCUCAUAAUGUUUGCUGAAUGAAUAAAUGACAGUGUUGUUUGCAUGUCCAUACCACUCUGAAAGUAUUACAUAAACCAACUUCAGGGACUGUGCACCUCCACAUUUAGAUGCCCAAGAUUUGGCAGGAAGGACACAGCCAAGAAUAACUGGUUAGAGAUGUUGUUUGUCUGUCCCUAUAUAUCAGAGAGAAAAUAUCCCACUGUUAUCCAAUAUAAGACCAUAAAAAUGAAUAGUCUUUGACAAGGAAAAAAAAAGUAAGCCUGAAAAAUGUGUGGCUGGAAAAAAAAUGUUUCAAACAGCAUUUUAUUUUUCCCCUCUGUGGACUUGUAUAAAUUAUGUGUGAGGCAAAUAUGUGAUAGAGAGAUGCAGUGGUAAUUACUUGUUCUCAAAUGUUUGGUUAACUAUGCCUCUUAAUCCUACAUACAGUAGCUUAGCACAGAAUUAAAUUUGCCCCUUAGGCAGAAUUAGCAUUUGGAAUUUCUUAUUUCUGUAGUUUAAAUGUUUUUAUCCCAAUAUUUGUACUUUUCCAUUUAGAAUAAAUAAAUGUACUGAGUGUGUGUGGAGAAAUAUAAAUAGCAUGGAAUUUUUAUGAUUCAACUCAUUGUUCUUAUUGGUUUGUGGUCAAUUUUUAUGGGUACCAAUUUUUUAAAAAUUACUCACCCAUAAUUAGUUACAGGAACAUAGAAAGAAUCGCUAGACCAUUCUUUCUUCCAAUGAAUGUAAUAUCAUCUUAUUGCCAAUAAUUAAAGUCUUUAAUUUUAUGAGGGAAAAAAUAACUUCCUUCAGGCUUUACUCUCAAAAUGCAGAUAUUUCAUGAUACAGUGUUAUAUGAAAUAAUUAGGAAGAAAGGUUUUUCUUUGCUGCCACAUAUAGUAGGAAUGGGAAAAAAUUGUUGCUCUGAUUAACUGGGGAGUCUACUCCGUGUGAGCGGUAGUACUAAUUUACUAAUUCAUCCAUUAACAUCUGCUGUGUGCCUAAAAUGUGCCACAAACUGCUAUUUACUGCAGAUGUAAGAAGAGCUAAGACUUGGCCUCUGUCCUUAAGGAGCUUACAACAAAAUGGGAGACGUUUGUCUAAACAAUUGCAAUGAAACAAGACAAUUCUUAAAUGGAAGUCUAUACGAAGCACAGCAAGCCUGUAGGAGAAGGACGUGAGCCGGAUGGGGUGGGGGUGAGCACUGAGGAUUAUGGAUUCACAGAGAGAGCAUCUGAGCCGAGACCUGCGGGAGGAGAAGGAAUUUGCCAGGCAGCACAGCUGGUGACUCAGCGACGGGGGAAGGCAUCUAGAUACAGGAGCGAGUCUAUGGAGUCUUUGGGGUUUUAUUAUUAGUAGCAAAUGGCCUGUGACCCACCUCACAACUCACAGAAACACAACAGUGAGGCAAUCCGUGGUAAGGCUCUCUUAGGAAGGUUUUCAGCAUAGCAGGGAUCUUUCAGAUUGGCCAUUAAAGACAGUGUGAGUUCACUCUGACGGCCGUAUGGUGGAGACAGCAUCUAGAAGCUGCCACAGUGUUGGGGAAAAAUGGGAUGAGCCCAGAUCUGAAACAACACUGUUUCAUCUGUGUGGAAAAGGAGCUCUGGUAACUUUGGCCAAGACUUUUCAGUAGGAAAUGCUUCAAAAUACAAAGCAAGAGCUAUUUUCAAGAAAGACCUUCUAAAUUUAUAUUAGGAUUAAGCGUCUGUAACGUUGCCACUCGUCGCUGAGGCUCCUGGUUUCGGCAUGUCUCCUUGGUUCCCAGCCAGCUCUGGGUGUUCAGGUAGCAGCUGUGGCUGGGAGUGUCUCUCCAGCCCACAUUCCUUGGCCAUGAAUUUUGCAGCCCUGUUUAUCUGAUGAAGACCUCCCAGUAGUGAAUUGCUCAUGACAUUGUCACACAGACCUUAAUGAAUGAUAUAGAAAGAUACUGAAUAUUUUUCCUCCCAGAAUGCCAACCAAUCUUCAGUGUCCCAGCCCCUUCACUCCAGCUGAUCAUGGCAAAGGCUUGGUACUGAGAUCUUUUGUCUUACAAAAGAGAAUGUGGUUUUGUCUUACAAAAACCACAUUCUCACUGGAUGCCUACAAGUCCUCUCUAUGGGACUGCUACCCAAGCCUGUUUAGAGAAUUUUCAACAAUUACAUCUGCCCAUUUGCUGAGUCUCACUUCUCUGCACUAAUUAUUGACUUCAAUUUAUAUUUUUAAGGUACAAAUGCUAUGACCAACUUCAGUGUAUGAAGACCUCUCUUCCUUCUCUUCAAACCCAUGACUUUGCUUGGAAUAACAGGGAUGGCUUUAUGGCAUGGCUUUCUCAUUAUUUCAUGUGUCUUCAUUUUGCUUUCCCAAGCCAGAUUGUAAAUUCCUUGAGAGAGGAGACCCUGAAAACUAGAAAUACCUAUACAGACAGAUAGACAGUAAAAAAAAAAAAAAAGAAAAAAAAAUUGGACAGAAAGGCAUCUGUUGCUCUAAGUAAUUCAGAAAAUUUGCCUUAACACGUUCAGAAGAGAUCUUUGGCUAUAAUAUACAACUCCUCUCCUUUCCCCUGCCUGCCCUCUGCUGGAACUGCUAAUGAGCAGUAAGAUGGCAAAAGUAGAACAUGGUAUGGGAAAUGUGAGAAAACAGGGGCUAGUCUGACUAGAAGGUGAGUUGAGUAACUGUGAUUUGUGAGUCCACAAUGGGGAUCUUUGAAGUCUUUCAUGAUGUGCCUUUGUAUGACUAGCAACCUCCUCACAAGACUCUAUGGUUCACUGUGCACAAAGAUAUGAUUCUGCCUGCCUGCCUGAGAUGGACCAAGUGACCUUCUGUGUUCUCUUCCUCCUCUGUGCUUGUUUCAUCUGCAGAACCAUCUGAUGGAUGGCAGACAGCUGAACCAGGACACAGCGAGAAGAAAGCCAUCUGAAAACCAGGAAGAGAGCCCUCACCAGAAUCUGACCAUGCUGGUGCCCUGAUCUUGGACUUUCAGCCUCCAGAACUGUAAAGACCAGGAAGCCCUCCAGCUGCUCUGUCCAGACCGAGGCUGUCUCUCCAAGUCCGCGCUGGGGACGAUGGGAGGUGUGCACCUGCGACAGAACACAGGUACCGCCAGGUCCGGGUAGGGAUGGCUUUUCGCCGAGGUCCCCCGCCUGCGCAUACUUCUUGCCCUCGCUGCUUCCCCAGCCGCCUCACCCUGCCCCCACUCCUAGCCCGGCGCUCGCCGCUACAACUCCCGCCUGGGCUGGCGCGAGACCCGCGAGCGCCGGAGUGGGCGCGCGGGUUGCGCGCGGGCCGGCGCCCGGAGCUCUGGGCAUGCUCAGUCGCGCGGGCAGGGCUCCGGGCGCGAGCUGGGCUCCUUCUGCACCACAUUCAGCGACUGCCAAGAGGAGCCGCCGGGCGCUCGCAGGCUCAGCGCGCGCUGCCCGCGGCAGGACCCGGCCGCCUCCGCCGCCGCCGCCGCCGCCGCCCCUGCCCCUAAGCCUCCCGAAGCCAUGGCCGGGCUCGGCCACCCCGCCGCCUUCGGCCGGGCCACCCACGCCGUGGUGCGGGCGCUGCCCGAGUCGCUCGGCCAGCACGCGCUGAGAAGCGCCAAGGGCGAGGAGGUGGACGUCGCCCGCGCGGAACGGCAGCACCAGCUCUACGUGGGCGUGCUGGGCAGCAAGCUGGGGCUGCAGGUGGUGGAGCUGCCGGCCGACGAGAGCCUUCCGGACUGCGUCUUCGUGGAGGACGUGGUCGUGGUGUGCGAGGAGACGGCCCUCAUCACCCGACCCGGGGCGCCGAGCCGGAGGAAGGAGGUUGACAUGAUGAAAGAAGCAUUAGAAAAACUUCAGCUCAAUAUAGUAGAGAUGAAAGAUGAAAAUGCAACUUUAGAUGGCGGAGACGUUUUAUUCACAGGCAGAGAAUUUUUUGUGGGCCUUUCCAAAAGGACAAAUCAACGAGGUGCUGAAAUCUUGGCUGAUACUUUUAAGGACUAUGCAGUCUCCACAGUGCCGGUGGCAGAUGGGUUGCAUUUGAAGAGUUUCUGCAGCAUGGCUGGGCCUAACCUGAUCGCAAUUGGGUCUAGUGAAUCUGCACAGAAGGCCCUUAAGAUCAUGCAACAGAUGAGUGACCACCGCUACGACAAACUCACUGUGCCUGAUGACAUAGCAGCAAACUGUAUAUAUCUAAAUAUCCCCAGCAAAGGGCACGUCUUACUGCACCGAACCCCGGAAGAGUAUCCAGAAAGUGCAAAGGUUUAUGAGAAACUGAAGGACCAUAUGCUGAUCCCCGUGAGCAUGUCUGAACUGGAAAAGGUGGAUGGGCUGCUCACCUGCUGCUCAGUUUUAAUUAACAAGAAAGUAGACUCCUGAGCUGCAGAGUUCCCCCUGGUAGCCGGCAAGACCGCGCAGGCAAGGCCGAUGACUCUGUGCCCACUCCUGUUGUUUUCCUUGACAAUCUACUGUGCCACUGUGCUACUAACUCUUGUUUACAAAAUUUGAUUCUAAGUUGAAUUGCUUCAUUCAACACCCCCACCCUCCCUCCCCUCGCGGUGGUACCUAAGCUGUGGAUUUGCUAAAUGAAUUAAGCAACCUAGAAGAUACAGAGCUAAUGAAUUAUCAAAAUGUGAUUAAUCCUAGUAAGGAAACACUCAUUUAGUGUUUGUAUUUUUGGUGUGAAAAUUAUUUAGUUGCCAGUGUAUUCUGAAGAAUGUCUUCUUGAUCAGUCAGAUAAGCUUGCUUUUUUUUUUUCAUGAAUCAUGUUUGGUUCCUGUGAAAGUCCCUGGUCCAGGGAUCCUCCUCCUUUCUCUUUUACUUCUGAAUUCUGAAAUUCAGUUAGUUACUUUUGCCUUUCGCUCUUCUAUCACAGCCACCUUGACCUUGGGUAAAACCCAAGGUCUUUCCUUCUGGCUACCUUCCUGCAGGUCCACCCUGUCUGCCAUUGGUCUCCUCUGCCUCUGACUACAUCUGCCACCAACAACCCUCCCCUCACCCCUGCCAGGGGCAGACAGGCUUCUCAGCAGAACUGUGACUGAAAUCAGAGCUGCUGUCUGGGGCAGUGUUAACUACGCAGAGGCACAUCCUGACAGGGUUUGCCCCAGAGAUCUAAAUUCCAGAAGUAGGGCACCACACCUAGGAAGGUAAAUCCAGUAUCAGAAGGUUGCUAAAAGAUUAAAGAUCAAGAAGCUUGGAAACAUCUCAUGGGUACGAUGUCUUAGAAAGUCUUUAAGUCACAUACCAUGAAUUUUUGCUUCAUUACUGACCAUAUAUGACCUUGGAGGAACUCUUUUUUUUUUUUCCUUCAACUCAUUUCUGUUUCCACCUACCCUGACUCACCUAUUUCCAGUCUUCUACCCCUUGUAGUUAUCCUGGGCCAGCAAAGUCAUUUCUUUCAAAAGAGACAUCAUGUCUGAAAAUGAUUACUAGUAGUCUAAUAUGAGCCAGAGUAAACAGCUCCUCAUGGUCAAUGAACAUGUUCAGGAAGCGAUCACCUUGAUGCUUGAACCCAACCCCAGACAGUGGACAAUUCUACUUUGAAAUAUCCAUGAAUAUUUACUGUGGAAUCCAAUUUAAAUUUCUUUCUUCUCUAGCCUUUAAAUUACAUAACUUUCAACUGACACGGGUCUCUUACAAAGAACAAUGCAGCACUGAAGGAAGAGAUGAUUCCUUUACUCAAACCUGCAGGAAUCAGCCUAUUAACAGGCAGGGGAAACGGUACUUUCCAAUGAAUGGUAACUGAUCCAGGCACAUUAUCACACUUCCUAGUCAUCUCCACAUUUCCUGUAUUGCCUGUGGCUUGUUGUUUGAGAUUAAGAAUCAAAGAGAUUAAGAAAUAUCACUUCAAGUCUUGCUCUGCUCACCUCUAUGUUUGCAGUCAAAUUAUUCCUUAUGUUGGUGACCUAAAGAGAAUUACUUUCAUUCAUUUCAUUUCCCCCGUAGCAGAUGGAAGUGAGAAAAUGAAAACAUCCUUAACCACUAUCUUUCCCUUUUAUUUGAUUAUUUUAUGUCAGAAAUUUGCAAAAGUUUUUUUCUCCUCCUUCUCCUCCUUGUUGCUUAACUUUUUAAUUCAUGCCAUAUGUAGAUAUCCAAUUAUGUGCAUCCUGUGAAUAAACCACGUCUUGGUCACUGUCAUAUUUUGAACCGUCUCAUCAGAGAUGAAUAAUAUCUUUUUACCAGAGAGAGAAUGAAUGUUAGCCACAUGCCCGAGUUAACAAGAUAAAAUGUUCUCAAGGUUGCCCUUUUGGGUUAAAUCUGGCCCUUCCUUGGCAAAAGCAAAAAUUCUCCCUGUGAGAGCUCAACAUCUCAAAUACAACCACAGGAAAAAUGGCCCAAUCUGCCAGUUUAGGCUUACCAGCAUAUAAUUUUUAAUAUCUUUACUUCUAUCAUCCCAAAUCAAAGAACUCUUCUCUAUUAUGUUUAAUCAAUUGCAAGCAAAUAGAUUUUUCUUUGUAACAAUUUGUUCUGCAGAAGGCUGUUUUUCACUUUUCCUUUCUUUUGCUUCUUUCUGUCUUUCCUUCUCUUUGUCUGGAGAAAUCACUUAGACUCUGUGUGCCUCUUCUACAUUGCAUUCUGCUCUGCUACGUUACCUGCUAGGCUGGCUUCUUUGGACUCCCUAUGGGAUUGAUGAUGUGAAAACCUAAAUUACUUGCAGCAUAGUAUUACUUCUUUGAUGUUCUCAUUAGCGUAAUGUUAUUUUUGAAAAGGAAAGAUACUAUCACAUAAGUUUUUCCUCUUGUCCGUUGUGAUAUACACCAAUGGAUAAACUAACAGAAACUGGUUUUUGACAUUAAAAGACAUGAGAAAUUAUAUUUAACUAAGUAAAAGUUAAGUCAGAAUUACUUGGGUGAUGUGAUUCAAUUUAGUUAAAGGAUGAUAUAGAGAAAAUACAUUAUUUAGCAUUAUUUCUUCAGCUAUAAUGAAUUGCUAUAGAAAUCAGGCAGAUCUUUCUAAUGUGUAUUGAUUGGUCUUUUCAGCUACUCUGAACAGAUUACUAAGGCCAUCUCCUCAUCUCUAAGGGAGAAAAAUAGUCUGUAGAUGAAUAAUGUAAGGUAAAGAGUUGCAUGUCAGUCUUUGUAAUUAUUUACUCUUUAACUUUCUCCAGAACUCAGACAUGAUUUCAACAUGGUGUUAGAUUUGUGCAUUUUAUUUUCCUGACCACCUCAUUCCAGCCAAUGUAUGGUUAUCCACUCUGUGUGCCAAAACCAAUCAUGCCUUUCACGGCCCUUUAGUUCAGAGAAGUUCUGCACUGAUUUUUAGUCUCUUGCUGUCUCAAUCUUACAUGUAUACCAAUCACGAUGGAAUAAAGUGUGAGUUGUACUGUGA
Messenger RNA from Pongo pygmaeus (Bornean orangutan), 12887 nucleotides. RefSeq names its product dimethylarginine dimethylaminohydrolase 1 (gene DDAH1). NCBI's taxonomy places the organism in Eukaryota, Metazoa, Chordata, Mammalia, Primates, Hominidae. Bases 9081 to 9938 code for a protein of 285 amino acids. Gene Ontology annotation, molecular function: amino acid binding; dimethylargininase activity. Gene Ontology annotation, biological process: arginine metabolic process; positive regulation of nitric oxide biosynthetic process. The transcript has 10 exons. The record is from RefSeq and is a predicted model, not a curated record. Gene Ontology annotation, cellular component: mitochondrion.